Messenger RNA from Xyrichtys novacula (pearly razorfish), 27287 nucleotides. The record is from the annotation of a GenBank genome assembly. NCBI's taxonomy places the organism in Eukaryota, Metazoa, Chordata, Actinopteri, Labriformes, Labridae.
GUUAAAUCACCAGUUACUGAGAUGCCGAGCUCGAGCAGUAUGGACUCCACCAACAAGGCCUGUCUCUAAAAACAAAGUUCAGGACCAGUAUUAACAGGAGAGUGCGUGUCUGGGAUCGCACUGCGGUUGUUUUGACGCCGUCUGUCAUGGCAGAGCGCGCGGACAGCGGGGAGAAAGCGCGUGAGGCGGCGGAAACAGGGCGGCGGAUGUGAAGUGGACCAGCCGAAUAAAUAAGAUAUGAACGCGUCUUUCUUUCCAACCAGCCUGGCACCAUGACGGAGGAGUAAACGACGUCGCGUAGAGGACGGGGUGGUAACCAUGAUAAGGAUUCACUAAUCAAGAAAAAGUGACAUUUUCACAGGGAGGUUUCGUGUUGGAAGUACCGGGAGGCAGCGGCGGCGCAGCACCCGGCUCUGAAGCGCCGGAUCCCGCUUGGAGGCAGAUGAAGGGUCGGCGGUGCCCCGGCCGUUUGGAGCUCUGUCGUCCAUGAUUGAGCGACUACUUUGGGGAUAUUUCUGUCAUGCAAAACACGACGUUUAAAUCGACGUAGCAAAGGUAAGCAAAGGUGUCUCACACAUUCACACAUUACAUUAAAACCACCAAACUGUUUGUUUUCGUGCAGCAGGGGGGCUGUUUUCAUGGAGAUCUGACAGCCCGAUUUGACGUUUUCUGCAAACCUGUCCCAUCAUCACACAACCUAUUUUCCGCUCUCAUCAAUCUGUGAAAGGCUGCCACCGACUGAGCUGGUACUGUGAGCGGAUGAAGUCAUGAUCUGACAAAUAAAGGCCGGACAAAACCAACAACAACAACAACAACAAAGCUGGGAAAAGGAUCUUUGUCCUGCAGCAUCAUGUGUUGCUGUCAAAAUGAACCCAGAAGGGAAGAUUCAACAGUGAUUUCAACCUGCUACACACACAUACUGUUAGUGAAUGUGAGUAAAUCAGAUCAGGGCUGUAGUUUGUUCACACAAUCAGAUCAAUGCCAGUGUAACAGGCCAGCUCAUCUCCUGUUUCCUCCCUAAUAGCUUCACAGAGGGUCUGACCCUGACUGUAAUCUGUGUAUGAUAAACUACAGCAUGGGCAGAGGUCAAAUUUAGCAGGAAAUUGAUCGUGUUUGCCUGAGAUUAUCCUCCACCACCAAUUAGGAUGUUGUCCUUUUUUUUUUUUUCACCUUUAACUAGAAACAGAUCAGUGAUAGUUGGAACCUGCAAAGUUUCAUCGUCUUGCUCAAGGACACUUCAGCGGGGGCAGGACCUUGGUUCAGUUGAAGAAGGAUCUAUAUUCUGCUCCAUCUUGGCGAGUGCGCAAAGCCUGUAGCCUUAUUGACCUGAUAUUUGAGACCACUUACUAUCCUUCCUCAUGUGGGAGCUUCCUUGAAUCAAAUCCCCGGAUUUACAUCAGGAAAGACGCGUUGUAAUUUGCACUUGGAAAGCCACGUGUAAGCCCAAAUCCUCAACGAGGCACUUUUACAGGAAUACAUUGUUGGUUUAAGUGAAAUUAUUCGGUUUAAAUGGCCCUCCUGCAGAUCUGCCACUGUAGCUCCAUCUUUAAAUCUCAAACUCUUCUUUUAACCUCUUGAUAGUCAUUUUUAUUGACCUACAUUAUGAUUUAAAAGCACAGGGAUAUGAGUAAAUAACUCACACUGGCACAGAGGAAUGUGGAGGGUGUGCUGGGGACAGGAAGCUGUCGCCUCUGACAGGACCUCCUCAUUGUUUUACAAUCACGCUGCGGCUAUUUCAGGACUUGUGUUUGUGUGUGAUUGUGGUCCAGUCCCAGGAGUCUGUAUUUUCACAAGCCUAUACUAGACUUUAACUGCAAAAUGUAGUUUUAUAUUCAUAUCUUAGAUUAUAGAAAAGCAGAAUCAGGAAUUAGCUGUUUGUAUUUGCCCUCUUGUCUCGGCGAAAUAGGCCAAAUUUCUGGCAUCUCUACAGGGACUGGGUCAGUCUCUUUUCGCUGUAGCUCCACUUGCAGUUUAAUUAGGCUGCUGCCAGGGCUUUAUUUUUUUCAUCCUCACCUCUAAGUCUUGGCUGGUGUGGCUUUUAAGCUUUGGCACUUGCAUUAUUCAGUGAUGCAGCCUUCUUCUCUACAAGGAAAUAACCCGAGCACUGCCCCGCCUCGAAGAGUAUCAGCAGUGUUCGGAGUUCAGCGGAGAGUUUUGGAGUCAGAGGGAUGAACUGCUCCUCCUCUUCAGCUUUUAUAGGAAACACUUGUGCAUGUGAAAGCUCUCAUGCCCACUUUUUCUUUGACUGAGCGUGGGAUGAAAGUAGGACCAGAUUAAACCCGGGGUUCGUGUCGUGUGUGUACAUUUACUCCCGGCUCCUAUGCAGCUCGUGUGUGAAGCAACAUCUCUCCUGACUGGCGGUGUAUUGAUGUCAGCUCCUGGGUCCGUUUUCGUCGGGUUGUGUGUAAAUUUAGUCGCCAAGUCUCACCGUUUUAAAAAUAACCGCAGACUGGAGGCUGCUGCUCGAGGACAGAUUGCAUCUCUUUUUAAAGUCUUGAAGGUAUGGUGGCCCAGAUGGACAAACUUUCACUGACAUUUACAUUUUAAAGAGAGGAAUUCAACUUUCUCACAUGGCAACAGUGAAAGGAGCUUCUUGAAUGCUGGGUUUUGGAAUGUAGGUGGAGAUGAAUGAGCAGGUGGAGACCAAAUACAGAGCUCAAAGAAUAGUGGGGUUGCCCCGUUAUAGUGUAGGUCAUGUUGUCACACACCACAGCCGAAUCCCUGGUCUCACACACACGGGCAGUAGAGCAGUGAUGAGUCAGCAUUGUGAGCGAGUCUACCUGCUCCCGUCAGACCACUCACUCACCGUCUCCUCCGUCUGUGUUUGUAAAUGUGCAGUAGUUGCGGUUGAAAAAUACAAACUAAGAUAUCGGUGACCCUGUUGAGCAAAUUUCUUGAUAAAUAGUGGAAAAGUAUGUGGAGAUAUUAAAAUCCUAUCAUGGUUUCAGCACCACUGAUGUGACACAUCCAUCCUUUCCUCCUCCAUCCCCUGAUAGGAUCCCAGUGAUUUAAUUAAACCUCAAGACGACUGCUGUGUAAUUGCAUGAGGAAUAUUUGAGUGUAACGCUCUUCCUUCACUGUGCCCCACGUUCAACUGGCUCCAUGUUUGAAAAAAAAAGUACAUUAUCAAUUAUUUACGCUUAUGAAGGACUCGUAUGAUUGAAAAACUUCUUUCCAUUCCAUGUCAAUUCAACCAAGGAUCUCCACUCACGUCACAGAUUUUGAUGAAAUUUGGUGGAGUGAUCGGCCUUCAGGAGAAACUGUCAGAGCUCAAAUAUUUUUGUUCAAAACCAUCUAAUUAGUGAGAUAGGGGCUAAUGAAUUUUUGGCUAAUUAGCAUGAUAUGCGUUACAAAAGUGAUUCACGUGUCAUUUUAAAGCUCUCUUCAAGUUCUAUCUUUUUGUUCAUAACAUUUUUCCCAAAUUGGACCAGAAAAAAAUUAUGAAAGACCAAAAACUUAUAAAUAAUAAUAAUAAUAUAGAAUAAUAAUAUAAUAAUAAUAAUAAUAAUAAUAAUGAGCAAGGUCGGCGCAACGUAACACCGACGGGCUUUUUCAAUUGGCCUGGUUUACUCGUUCCUUGAUUUUAAACCUUUACAGAAUGCAAACGACGUAACGGUUUGUUUUCACAUGUACAACAUAAGACGAACAUAAUAUGGACCUUAUAUGACACAAAAAACCCCAAAAAUUACAUUUUUAUGGCAGGUCCCCUUUAAAGCUCUCUUCAAGUUCUAUCUUUUUGUUCAUAACAUUUUUUCCCAAAUUGGACCAGAAAAAAAUUAUGAAAGACCAAAAACUUAAGUUGGAAAUAGCAAAAAACGCACGUCAUUCAAUUUUCUUCAUAUUCACACUAAAGAAAGACGAUCAUGUCCACUAGCAUCCCUGCAAGUUUCAUGAUGGGCAUUCCAUAACUUUUUGAGUAAUCAGUCAAAAUGUGUGGUACGUUAGGUGGAAAAUCGCCAUAUUUGGCACAUUAUACAGUCCUGACCUCAUCUGGAGUCAGCCCCACUUGCCUGCUUGUGUAAAUUAUUACUUCCUCAUAGUGCAAAAUGCUUUUUUUGAGUGUUUUCAUUUGUAUGUUAUCCAAUAUUUAUAUGAAAAAGGGCUAGAAUAGCUUAUUUUUGCUCAGUUUUCCAUCGCAUUUCUAUUUGCACCUAUAUCCAGAAUAUGAAUGAUCUGAGCUUCAUGGGAGAAUCAUUUGGACAUACCUGCAUGUCCUGGAUCAUAGGGUUGACAAAUAACUUCUACCUAUACACCCUGAAAUUUUGUUGCUGGUUUCCCUGUGAAGUAUUCCAGGCUAUUCAUCCUGAGCCCUUUCAACGUUUCCUUUAUACUUCAAAAGUACUCUUAGCAUGGUGAUCAAACUUUGUGCGGCUUUUCAAUAUUGUUAGUUUGUCUCCAAAUAGGAAAGAGUGUAUGAACUACAAAGAGUUUGAUAGCGUCAGUGUAAGGAACGAUGGUUCCCCAGUCGUCUAGGUCUUCUGGCUUUCAGUACAUGCAAAUCUUUGAGACGGAGCAUAUCAGGAGAGCUACAGUAAUUGGUAGCUUUGGUAGCCGGCCUUUAUUUUUGGUAGAGUUUAAGCCCAUGCGGUGAUUUCCACUGCAGAGUCCUGUCUGUGCAGCGUAAAGGCCUCUUGUGUAGGACCACCAAGUUUCUUUUAAUGGCCUGUUCCCUUUUUGCACGAUAAAGCUACAGUAGCCCCCAUAGUUGAGUAUUAUUCAAAUAUUAGCGUAUCCUCUUUGCUCAGAGGAAUGAAGUUGGAGCUCGGUACACAAAGAGCUUCAGUGCAGUGCUGGGUUUUAUGUGCAUAGCUAAUGUGGAAUGUAAUGUUGCAAGACCCAGGCAGACUGAGGGCAAAGGUCAGCUAUUGAGUGCAUGGGACAUGAGGGGGAGAGAGGAGGACGGGGUGUGGUUUAGAGGAAGGUGGUACGGUUGUAGGGGGAGGGUGUCAGAAGAGGCUGGGUAUUAAUAGCUCAGUCUUUAAGUGUGUCCUUGGAUGCCACAUUGAAUGUAAAUUGAAUUAGAGAUGGCACGGAGUAAAAUGAGCCCACUUCACGGACGGACAUCUCUGUUAUAGUAAAGGUUUUAUUACUCGUAUUCACCAACUACACCCAUCCAUCCAUCCAUUUUCUGUUAGUGAAGGAGGAGUCCACCAUUGUUUCAGGCCACCGUCACUUCACUAAUGAGAGGGCCGAGCAAAGGAGCCAUUACAUCAAGAGCCUUGCUGCUAGGUAUUGCUCAAUAUCCCCCAAUUUUACAUACUGUACCUUUAAAUUAGGGCUGGGCGAUAUGGGAGAAAGUUUAUCACAAUAUAUUUUUUUCACAUCAGUCAAUAUCGAUAUAUAUCAUGAUAUAAAAAAUGAAAUCUAACAGUGCUUACUGGUAGCAAUACAAUAAGUUACUGUAUCUGUGAGGUUGCACUAGACAGGCGCCAUGGGCUCCUUGCUCCUCUCGGGGUUUGUAACCUUGCGUUGCCUGUGCUCUACCGCAUGGCGCUGCUUCAGGUGGUGAAAAAGAUUUGAGGUAUUCCCCGACUUUGUGAGAACAUGUCCUUGACAUUAUUUGCAGUCCACAUUACUCUGCUUCAUGUCCGACCUCCAAAAACCAAAACACCUCCACACCACCGACGUUUUCAUGCCAGUGUUGUUGACAGUGUCGUCAUCUGUUGAGCCUUCAUCUGCAUUUCUGCCAGGUUAGAGCUUGAUUUCCUUUUUUUCUCACCGUCAGUGCUGUCGGCUUCACAUGUUAAAGUGCUACGGUUGCGUGUAGCUGCAGCCUGCUACUCCGCAGUUGUUCGCUACUUUGUUCUAAUUCAGCGCAUGAUUGGUUCAGCGUGAAGCGGACCCGGAGCAACUCCCCUUUUCAUUGGCUAUUCAUAUAGUCUACCAAAACAUGGCAGAAUGCCGACUAUCGAAAAGCAUAUUGACCAUGUUUGAUUUUGAGGGAAAUUGAUUUUUGAUAUCAUCGUUUUAUCGCCCAGCCUUACUUUAGAUUUAAAUCCCAAUAAAAGCUUUUCUGCCUAUAAACCUAAAAGAAGACCAACUGGCCGGUCAGAAUUUAAAUUUCCAUUGAUAGCACACACAAAACAAAAUACCCGCGAACCAUCAAUGAACGCAUCUAUUAGCGUGUAUUUUCAUGCAUAGGCGCACCGGAUUAUAAAGCGCAUUAAGCCAAACAAAACAGUCAGAUAAGACAAACUUUAUUUAACUCAUUCAAUAACUCCGCGAGGCUACGGUAGCCAAAAGGAUUUUAAGUGCGCCUUAUGGUGGGAAAAAUACAGUAGUCAGACCAGAACAUUUCUAAUCUUGACUACAGUUUAAAAUGUGACUGUAUUUAAAAAAUGCAUCAUGGGAAAUGUAGGAUCCCUCACCAGUUAAGAUUGUUUCAAGUGUGUCUUCUAAUAAUUUAUUGAUCUAAGAUGCAGAUUAAGUUUUCACAUCUGACAGCUGGAUGGUCAGAGUUUUAUUUAUGUAUUACUGAUAGAAAAAAAGGCAGAAAUACAGAGACAUCGGUGAAAUUAGAGUUAGAAGUUUGUACACAUGUUGUCGAGAACAUGUUGAAUGAGUUUUUUAAGCGUGCUUUGCUUCAGGGAGAGAUUUAAGUGGGAACAACUUCUCCUAAAUUUGCUCACAAAGCACUCCGCUGAGUUAAAAUUUGUUGGACAGCUGGAUGGACAUGCAGCUCCAGCGGGGCGGCCGGGGCUCCAGCUGCAGAUUGAAGCAGUGUGGUAAUGCAGCGGAUUAGAGCGGGCGUUCUGUCAACAGUAAAUCCUCCCAUUCUCUGUUUAAUCCCGCAGCUGGAUGAAGGACACUUACCUCCCGAGAGUUUCACGUGCAUGGACGAUUGUGUGUGUGAGCGUUUCUGAUUAGUCGUUUUCGAGAGGCGGCCGUGUGAGUUUGUGCAGCGGGGUUUUAGUGCGUCGCUCUCUGGAUGGGGGGUAAAGACUCUGUGACGGGGGGGCUUUAAUUUGUCCGUUUGCGUGCGUGCGUGCAUGUCGCCUUUUUGGACACAAGUGGCUUUAAACUCUGCCAGCAGCAUCAUGCUUGGCACUGGCCUCUGCCCUGAUCUAUUUUUAAAACUCUGUCCAGAUGUGUGGGCGUAAGGGAGUCUGUCUGAUAGAAUCUGGUUUAUAAUUUAUCUCUCUCUUCAUUCAGGCUAAAAACAGAACACAAUCGGAGACAAACUGAGGCAAAAAGUUCAGAAAAAAAAAUGAAAAAGGAUCCUGAAAUUUUAAAACGGAGCUUUCCCUCCCUGUGAAAUGACCGUUUUCUCUUCAAAUUUAGCCUUUUUAUGGACAAACCGGCGUUAAAACUCUGACUCAUCUUCCUAACUGGGUAAUCAGUCACGUCUCGUUCCUCUCUCCUAAAAGACAACUUCCCUCCUGCAGUGAUUUUCAGCAUUUUCCUCUUCCUCUGAUAAAGAGUUGUUCGGUGUAUUUUCCACGGAGAGAGACGCAAAUGACCCCAAUCACAAAAAAAGUACAAACAAAAGCAGCAAAAGUCAAACAAUGUCGGACUUGUUGGUUAACGACAAUGAGCCCACAGUGUUAGUGGAGUCCAAAUUAAAGCUCGGAGACACUUGAGUGGCUGUGAAAACCAAAUGAAGAAUAACUUUUAGAGCUAUAAAUAGCCGAACAGUAAACCUGGGUCACAAGUGAGCUAUUGAUAGAAACUUCCUACCGAACUGACAGUCGAAUAAAAGAUAACGAACAUGGGUUUACUUUUGGCUCAAGGGUUCAAGCUGGUGUUUCCCAUCCGACAAAAUCACUCACUAAAUUCAGAUUCGUCUAAAGGUGAGAAAUCACUCAGGAAACAAUGUUUAGUUGACCGAACUCCCUCUAAACGUCAGCUCGUAUAUUCAGUUUGAGGUCUUUUUUAUCUUCUUUCCAUUCUUCAAUUUUUUAUUCCACUUUCUCUCUCCUCUCUCUCUCUCUCUCUCGCGCACAUCCAUCCCGUCUUCUUAGCUAAGACGGAUAGAGAGAAUCAGAGGAAGGAGGGAUGUGGCAGCUGAGCUCGGGUCUGACGUGACUCAUGUGGAAGCCGAGACGGGGUUGGCGUAAUCACCGCUCUCCAUGGUAACCACAGUGGGCGUGUGUUGGAGUCGGAGUGUGAUCUUAAAGAACGGAGAGAAAGGGUCUUAACGGGGAGUGAACCUGUUGGCUGUUAAAGCAGGAGACUGAUUAUAACCUGCAGGUGGAGGCGAAAUGUUAACGCCCUCGGUUCUGUCACACAGUUUCAUGUCCUGCUGGGAAAUAAUGGAGCUAUUGUCGAUUAUGUAAGACCACACAGGGGGGCUGUGCUGCUGUACUGACGAUCAGCACGGCUGUGGUACAAUAUCUAAAGAUCUAAACACACCCGAGUUGCUGCAGGACAGUACCAGCUGGGAUGCAGUGAGUCUGUUUACGGUUGUUUUUGGUGCUCUGUGAUUCAGAGGUAUCAGCUGAUCCGUCAGCACAGAGACUGUUGGCUGCAGCAUCAGCGGACAGGAGAGUAUUUGUAACACCUGAGGGAUCCCCGUGUUGUUGUUGUUGUUCUCUCUGAUCGUUUGUGGAUUACAUCUGGUCCGCUUGGUUUAAACCGACUUCUCUUAAAUGCGAUUUUUCCUCAUGUUUGCCUCCACAUUGAACCUUAUCCCCCUCUUCUUCCCCAGUCAUCAUCAGUCUGACCUCUCUCUCUCUCUCUCUCUCUCUCUCUCUCUCUCAGGUCUCCAACCUCCCUUCAUCCCUCUCUUCCCCGUGGAUCAUUGGACCGCCCCGUCAUCACCCCUUCCUCCUCCGGAAUAGACCAGCGGAGAGAUUCCCGGAUCCCUAUCUCCUCAUCUCUCUCCGCCCAUCUCUGACCUACAUCCCUUUUCUUCGUCACCAUGGUGACCUGGGUGUCAGUACUGUAGUACCCUUCAGCAAGGCACAAUGGAUGAGCCGACAAUGACUCUCACAACGGAAAUGUGAUAUUCAUGAGUGAUGAAUGAGGAGAAAAGUGCAGAUAUAGAGUCAUAAGUGGUUCAACGAUGCUUCAGACUGCCCCCUAGAGUCCCCACCAGUGCAUUCUGGGAACUGAAGUGCCUUGCGCAAGGAACUACCAGCAGGGCAAGAGAAAUGUGCAGCAGGAAAAACUAAAAUCCAGAAGCUUUCUGAGCUGCUUCUGUGAUCGACUCACUCUCCUGACCUCCAUCCUUUCCUCCACCUUUGGCCUGUUUGAGUUAGAAACCUUAGGUGUGACCUCGUUUCCUUUCCUCCCCUCUAACUUCCUUCCCCCUCCCUCUUCAUUUUCCUUCUUAGACGCCCCCACCUCGCCUCCACCAUUCGCCCCUCCCUUGCAACAGCCGUCCUCCCCCCUCGCCCCCGUCCCCAAUCAUCCUCCCCCUCCCCGUCCCUCACCACCACCACCACAUCCUCCUCCUCCUCCUCUGCCCCCUCCUCCCCCCACCACCACCAUCACCACCACCACCAUCCUCAACCCCAGGCCCACUCCCACCACCACCAUCACCACCACCAACUCCCCUCCUCUCCCCCUCGUUUCUCGCCCCCUGCCUUCACCACCUCAUCCUCAUCCCCUGUGGUGACCAUGGCGACAGCUGCAACCGCCUCCUCCUCUUCGUCCAACUCAUCCCCAGCGACAGCGAAUGGCAGCGCUAGAGAGCACCUGCUGGCGGUGCGACGGCGCACCCCGCACUCGAGACCAUACACGAUAGGGCCGGACAACCUCCGUAGCCUGUCGGCGCAGGGCGCGGUUCGAGACUCUACUUCUGCGUCUUCUUCUUCCUCCUCUUCCUCGGCGAUGUCUUCAGGGAGCCAACCAGAAGCGGCGGUGGGGCUCCAGAGAGCCAAUAGCGACACAGACCUGGUGACAUCAGACAGCCGCUCAUCGCUCACGGCGUCUACGCACCAGCUAACUCUCGGGCACAGCCACCUCGUCAUCUCCUGGGACAUCAAGGAGGAAGUGGACGCCACCGACUGGAUCGGCCUGUACCACAUCGGUGAGCAAACUCGCCUCCCCCUGUCUGAAGUGUGGGACAGACCACUUUAGGAGAGGGACUUCAGGAUCUCUUGAUUUUAAUUUAAAGGGAUAUUCCGGCGUAAAAUUAAUUUAGGGUCAAACACCGUUAUACCGAGUUAGACACCCCCCCGAGAGAUGAAUGUGGAAGGAAGAACAUUUAUGAUCAUUUCUUCAUCAUUUCCUUGAAGUAAUAAUCACCAUAUUGAUCAUUUUUCUCUGUAGACGCGAUAGUUCUUCUGCCUUAGCGUCUCGGUCUGAUUGUGUUUCCAUGAAGUUAUGAUCAUAAAUGUUCUUCCUUGAGCUGCGUCACCCCGCUGUAGUCCAUAAUGGACUGGCCUGAAGUCUCGCUACAAACAAGCGGCUGCUGGAAGAGAGUAGGUGAAUUGUGUUUAGUCUCUAAGGCAAAGUUAAAAAGAUGUUUGGUGUCUAGUACUAUGUCUGUGACCCUAUAUGUCCUGUUGAUGAAGUUAGGUGCUGUUCUGAGCAUUAUUUGGCGUUUUGAUUGAGGUUUGUUUAUGGCUCUUCAGACCGCUGUGUAUUGCUAUCCUGCGGUCGUUACUAAAGUUGGUAUAACUAGAGAAGCAAGCGGUCGGCAACAUUCAUCUCUGGAGGGGGUGUCUAACUCGGUGUUAUGAUGUGUUUGACCCUAAAUUAAUUUCACGCCGGAAUAUCCCUUUAAGACUUCAACAAUCCGGUGAUUAUUUCACACAGUUAUUUGAUGUGUAACGAUACAUAGCUUUAAAUCAGUGUUUACUACGGCCCUGCAUUUAACUUUAUCGACAAAGUAGACCACAAAACCUGGACUACCAAGCUCGCUAACUCACAGGCCGGGUUUUGUGGUCAUUAGAUAGAUAGAUAGAUAGAUAGAUAGAUAGAUAGAUAGAUAGAUAGAUAGUAAUAAAUUAAAAGUGCGUAAGAAAGAAUUUCAUUAAACACAAAAAUGUGUAAAUACCUCCUAUUGCAGGAUGACUCAUCAAAUUUUUAGCAUUUUUUUUUUGUCAAAAUUGCUGACAAAGCAUCACUGAACACAGCUGGUCCACUCAGACCUCACUCAUGGUCUAAUCCAGCUCACUCAUAGUCAUCUUUCGGUGCCUCAUCUCCCUUUUCCAGUCCGUCCCCAUGACCGCCCUCCUGGUGUUAUAAACUCGCAGUCGGGACGUGAUAUGAUGGUGCAUUUGGAGAGGUUGCGACUUGCAACUCAUCUCAAGGUUGGAGGAUUACAUCAGCCCCACUGCUGCCACAUUAACUGGCUAAUGGAUUGUGUGUGUGUGUGUGUGUGAGGAAAGGAUGGUGUGAGAGAGUGAGUAGGUUACACUGAUGAAAAGUGAUGCUGACUCAGCAUGAGUAGCAUUUAAGAGCAGUAUGUCUCAUCUCAUAUUACACUCUCUCCUUCCCGUGCCCCCCGUUUGACCGACAAAGACGAACAAGACCCUCAAAGAAUGAUUCCAUCGACAGAAAUAAUAUUAAGAACUAGAAAAGCACUCGGAGAGCGCAGACAGCUCAUGUCCCCCCUUAAACAAGAAAUGCCCUGACCGGGAUUCGAACUGACGACCUUCUGGUUGUGAGGCGACAGUGCUAAAGGACCUUAAGGAUAAAAAUAUGAGUUCCUGUAGUUGUAGUUUGUGAGUGCUGUUUUUAAGCUCAGCUGUAAAAGAGCAGCUUUUAUCGAACACAUUGUUUCAGACGCUCAUUUUUCUCUCGUGAGUGAAAGUGAGCGACCCUUUCUCCCAGACCGAGACGGAAAAAUCUGAUCCCUCCAUCCCUCCGCGAUCGAUUCCACGAGCAGAGGGGUUUUCUGGGGGGGGUUUUCUCCCCAGGGGCGAGCUCUGUUUCCAGCCUGGCUGUCGGCCACGCUGCCCUGGAGCCGCCUGAGCUCCAUAACCUUCCCUUGCUGUCUGACCUGUGUGCGUGUGUACAUGUUUGUGUGGGUGUGUGUGUGUGUGUGUGUGUAUCACCUUAAGACUGUAGUUUAUAAGGUUGGGAUGAUCGCCGGGUUAUCAGGUCAGACAGGUGAGGGAAACGUAUGCGCUGUCACUCACAAAAGCUCAGGGUUUAUUGAUGGUGACCCGGAGAAGCAGAGGGGCAAGAGGUGUAUCUGUGUGUAUCUGUGUGUGUAUCUGUGUGUGUGUGAGGCUGAUGGACAGCAGUGGAGACCCGCUGGGACGUGGGCCAUUUGUCACAGGACGUGAACAUUAAUGUUUCAUGGUUGAACAGGCUGAGACGGGGAUGUGGUUUACGACCUGAAGGCUGGGUUUCCCUCAGGAACCUGUAACUUCUGUUACCGCUCUUGUCAAACCCACUAAUAGGAGCCAAAUGAUGCAAGGAUGCUGCUGAGUCCAGAUUGUAGGAAUACUGACUGUAAAAUACGUCAUGUCAUGUCAAUCUAGAGUCUGGUCUUUCAGCCCCCUCUAUCGUAGUAUCUCUAAACUGGUUGUUAAAGUAGCUCCAUGUCAAUCACAGGCAGCCUAGAUCUUUAUACAUCCUCUCCUUUAAUGUAAUUUUCUCUCUAAAUGGGGAUUUUAUUUACAAAUUGAGCAGAGGGAAGCUCCAAAGCAACUAAUUUACUCUUUUUUGGUGCAAAAAUUAAAUGACAACCAGCUGAUUGGACAAGAAGUAGGAAGUGAGAGUGUGUAGGUAAACACCGUCAAUAUUUUUGGUGAGUCAUCCAGCCUUCAGUCGUCGUUAAAGCUGCACAUUAAAGCUCCUGUAAGGAGUUUUUUGACGUGAAUGAAAUUCAUAGUGUAUCCGUUUAGCGAUACAGCAACUAGGCGGACCGCGGACCACCUCUUUAUGGACCCAGAGAAAAAAAAACAAAAUCAACAACACGGCACAGCACUCUCUCUGACUGACUGACGCGAGGUUAGACUGGCCGAGAGAGAGAGAGAGAGCGUGUGUGUGACUGUGCGCGUGCUCACGCUUGCAUUAUGGGCUGCCAUUCCCAUGACAACGAUGCACUAAUUGGCUGAUAACUACGCAAACCGGCAGUCACACAUCUUCCUCCUUCAGUCUGUCUUCUUUACACGGCGCAGGCAGCGGUAACGUCUUGAUGAAGUAUAUGAUUAUCUUACCUCCUUCAAGCACAAAGCCAAUGUGUCUUUUGUGCAAAGCACUGUUGCUCUGAUAGAGAUAGAGAUUGCCCCCAAAAAUCUGAGCUACAAACAGAUAAAAUAAAAAGCUUAUUUUAUUUUAUUGAGUAAUACUAAGUAAGAAAGAAUAUCAGUGUGAUGCUGAAAAUGAAUGUUUUUGUGCCUUCCAAUAACUCCUGAUUAUUACAAUACAGUACGCCCAGCAUAAAACUACAUAAAACAUAAAAAAGGUUAAAAAAAAAAUAUGACUCCCUCAAAAUUUAUUUUCUGGACCUUUUACAUGAAACCCCUGGAUUAGACCAUUAAAAACAAGACUGAUGUUUCUUUAAUAUUGCACUUUUUGAUGCUCAAAACCUGUUUGAGAAGGUAGGUGUCGGCCAAUCAGCUGGAGAAACAGCUUUUAAUUAGCCUGUGAGAAAUCAGAGGGGUACGCUUUUUUUGUGAGAUGUCCUGACUUUAACAAGAUAAACAAAGACUAAAAAUCCAAAAGUUUCUUAUUGGAGCUUUAAUGCACGUGUCGUCACAGCGACUCUCGAAUACUCAGGGCUUCAAAUCCGUACACUGGUGGAAGGCAUAACCAAGUUGUCCAUAGUAAAUACAGUUUAUGGUGAAAAUGCACCAGAACUAUUUUUUUUUUCAUUUUAGAUGCCCUCUAGUGGCCAUGAGCAGGAAUGCACGCUAAAAUCAUCUUUAUUAUUGAACACAGAAGGAUAUGUCCUGUUCCUGUGUACAGUUUGUGGUUGUUAUGCUGAAUUUUAGGAUGAAAAUGAGUUAAAAAUGGGCUGUUAAAAGCACCAAAUCCAGCUCCUUAUUUGAUGAUUUAAUGAGGAGGGAAAAACAGUCGCUCCUAACUCUUUGUUCUUUCACUGAAGUGUCCUUGCAUGCUGCUGCCUCAUUAGCGGAGUCAAUAGCUCAAUAUAUGUCCUUGUUGAAUGUCCUGUUCUGUUAAUUAUUUCUCCCUCGUGUACGCAUGUCUUAAACCUGUCGCCUCAUUUACGAAAGCACCUUGUUGGAAAAGAAGUCAGAGAAAGAAAGUCUUUUUUUUUUUUUCUUACUUUUGCACAGAUGAGACCUGUGUGGCCAACGUGUGGGACUCCAAGAACCGGGGUGUGAACGGCACCCAGAGGGGACAGAUCGUGUGGAGGCUGGAGCCAGAGCCCUACUUCAUGGAGCGUGAGUAGACCUUAGAAGUCCUGAAGAAGGGGCAGUUCACCACUUUUCAACAUCAUUACAUCAGGACAACAUUAAAUUUUUCUCUCCUUUAGAAGUGGCCCCAGCUUACUUAUAAUUUAAGCUUUUUUUCCCCCCUUGCAGCGGAGACAAAGAUCUGCUUUAAAUACUAUCACGGUGUAAGUGGAGCAUUAAGAGCAACAACACCCUGUAUCACCGUCAAGAACCCUGGAGUGCCGGUACGUACCGCCGAUAUCUUCCUCCUUUCGUAUUUUGGGUGAAGAUAAUCCAGUUUAAAAGCUCCAAAAAACAAACUUUGAGUCGUUUGAGACGCGGUCAGAGCCGGUGUCGAGACGUGAACGGAGAGAACCGAGUCAAAGAGAUGUUUGCUCCAGUUGAGUCAGUAAAAUUUAAAGCAGUCGGCCUGAAUCAGAGCUCACAGACUAUUAUCCAACUGCUUCAACUUUUCAUCACCUCUAAUGUUUUCCUCUCUCGCUUGGGUUGAAGCAAGUUCACUCUCAGUACUCUCACUUUGCUCUCUUAUCGGCUGCUUUUGCAUCAGGUUGGCAGUGAAGGUCAAGUCGAGGACCAAUCAGGGACUGAGCACUGUAGGAAACUGGUCAGCUUCACCCUAUCAGGUGAGAGGAGGGACUGUCGUUCAUGUCGUGGAGUUAAACCUUCACGGUGUGUUUGUUCAAACUCUUGUUUUCUUGCUUUAGAUAUCCGUGCUGUAGGCCUGAAGAAGGGCAUGUUCUUCAACCCGGACCCGUACCUGAAGAUGUCCAUCAAGCCGGGGAAGAGGAGCGGCCUCCCGAAGUUCACCCACCACGGCCAGGAGAGACGCUCCUCCAUCAUAGCCAACACCAUCAACCCCGUGUGGCACAGCGAGGUCGGUAAAACUAAACUCAGUCAAUUUCGUGAGAACAAAGUUUCAAAGGUGUUAAUGAUUCUUGUCGCUCCUCCUGUAGAAAUACACCUUCGUGGCUCUGAUGACCGACGUGUUGGAGAUCGAGGUGAAGGAUAAGUUCGCCAAGAGCCGACCAAUCAUCAAGCGGUUUCUGGGUCAGCUGAUCAUCCCCGUGCAGAGACUCCUGGAGGGGCCGACAGCUGAGUGAGCUUCAAACCUUUGUUCUUACCGAGACUUCUGACCUUCAGUAUUUAACCGCAGUGACUCAACACGAUCCGGUCAAUAGCGAUCAAUACGUCCCAAUCAGCUCAUUGUUCAGGCAUUGAUUUGAUAUUGAUCAACACUGAGGACAAAAUGUACUCAUGUGAACUGUGAUGUAUGGCAUGUGGAAAGAGCUGGUAAUAAACACCUGUAUGUGUGUGUUUUUGUGUGUGUACAGCGAUCAGCCGGUCAGCUACAGCCUGUGUCGUCGUCUCCCCACGGACCACGUCAGCGGGCAGCUUCUGUUCCGAGUGGAUCUCACCUCCACGGGUCAAGAAGGUGCGUGAUCCAUAAAGGAGCGUUACGUUACAGGAACUUUCAGUUUGUGUCGCGUUUGGCGCCCCCUGUGGACAAACCAGUCUUUGCAUCUCUUGAGCUUGUCCGUCUUCUUAUGCUGCGUUCGAGUUACCUCAGAAGUCAGAAGUCCGAGCUGAAAAUGCGUUUCAGUUACCAAGUCGGAAACAAGAAAGCUACAUCUACGAAAGUUAUAUUAGCGCUUGCCUUGUCCGUAUAAGGCUAGCGCUAAUAUAACUUUCGUAGAUGUAGCCAUCUUGUUUCUGACGCUGGUAACUCGGGUGUGAUGUCAUUUUCAGCUCGAACGCAAUAUUAAUCUCCAUCUUUUCCUCCCAGAAGCUUCCCCAGACGCCGUAGGGAGCAUCCUCGGUGGUGCAGUCAACGGCGACCCCGGCAGCCCCUCUGACGACGAAGACCUCCCGAACCCCUCCUCGCGCGUCACAUGCGGAGCUUCGCCCACGGGCUCCGAAGAGGGCUCCCUGGCAGUCAACGGCGCUUGUUACUACGGAGAGGAUACUGUGUGGCGGGAAGCUGGGCAAAUGGGGGAUGAGGACCUGCUCCCUUUAGCUCUCGGAGGCCACACGCAUCGUCAGGUGUCGCUAAACGACUACCUGGACGCCAUCGAGUCCCCCAGGAACCCUGGGGAUCGGUCUCUCGCUGGGCCGUCACCGAAACUGCGCUCUAGCUUUCCGACGGACACGCGGCUCAACGCCAUGCUGCACAUAGACUCUGAUGAGGAUGAGGAGAUGGCGGGGCAGCACAGGGAGCCGUCACAGGAGGAGAGCGCACAACAGAGCGCCGACCCGUCGAAGAGGACGGCUACAACAGAGUCUGGACAAGCAGGCGAGAGCUCUGGAGGAGAGCAGACUGGAUCUGCAGCGACAGAGGCGGGUUCCUCUGCUGCUGCUGCUGCUGCUCAGUCUGGACCAGAGCCUGAUGGAGCUGAUUCUGGCACCGCAGAGAGUUCUGUCGGAGAGCAAACGGCACCUGCUGCCGAGGCUACAGCUGGGACCGGAGAGGUUGCCAAGUCUGCGAGCAACAGUGGAGAAACUUCAGCAGCUUCCAGCUCUGCUCAGACAUCCGGGGCUGCAGCAGGACCAGCCGGACCGGGGGAGUCCGCACCAGAGUGCACCUGUCAGGAGCAGAGCAGGAGGAUGAGUGCACAGCUGGAAGUCCCCUACAGUCCCCCUCUUGGUCCGCUUUCCCCCAUUCAGGUCAGCAGCAGUCGAGUCGGCGACUCAGAGCCACGUGUUUUUAAUGAGCUUUUGUUGACGUGUGUCUUUUUGUUUCAGGAGGUGGACUCGAGGAAGGAAGUGGCGCCAAAGGCAGAGGAGGAAGGGGCGGAGUCGUCGAGCAGCGAGGCCAACGGGCCAAUAGCAGCAGCUGCGACAACUAGCAGCAACAUAACAGACGAGGGAGGAGGGACUUCUGAAGGUGGUGAGGGUUUGAUGUGAACUCUGUAGGGUCAGCUUCGAUUAGGACUCUGCAGGGAGGCCAGUUUCCUACCUGGACUCUUCUACUAAGGAGCCAUGCUGUUGUAAUACCUGCAGAAUUCAGCUUUCCAGCUUCUUCCAGCAUUAAACCUCAAAUUAGGUUGUACGUCAGGAGAUCAUCCAUUUCAUCGCACUCACACGCAUAAAACCUGUUUACAUUACAGGGGCGAGAGCUGGCGGGUCCAGGCAGGAGACAGUGGAGGAGGGAGGGGAGGUGUGGAGGAGGAGGCAGUCCAUGCAGGCGUCAGGAGGAGCGGCCCUAAACCAGGAGGCGGGUGGGGCCAGGGAGGGUCAAAGUGGGGCGGCAGGUGUGGAGAGAGAAUCAGGUGAAUCUAGAAGAGCGAUUGACGUAGUUUCUUUACAUUUUUGGUUUGUUGCAGUUGAUUCUAACGUUGCUGUCCACUCAGAUCACCGCAUAGAUAGUGAGGUUUGAAACUGAGAGGCUGCAGGUCCCCCAAAGAGGCUGAACUUGUGUUUUUUUUUGCUUGAAACAAAACUAGGACAUGCCAUAAACAGCUAAAAAACACCAUCACACAGGACCUCUCAGGGUGUUCGUUAUCAGAUGAAUCGGUUUGCAGGAGAGUCACUCAAAAACAAAGAUGCAGAGUCACUCAGCUGAUCUGUUUAGCUUCAAACAACCCUAAUCAUUUUUUAAAAGUUGGUUUAAAACAAUUUAUAAACAGAAGAGCUAAGAGCGAAAUCUGCACCAGCGUCUCUCGGCUUGAGCGAUCAGGGAGUUUUAAUAAAGGACCGGAGCAUUAUCCAGAUCAGAACAAGUUUCCUGCAGCAGCCAAAAAUCUCCUGGAUUACAGCCAGAGCAGUUGUGCUUGUUUAACCUCCUGACAGUGUUGGAGAACGAGAGGUAGAAGCUUUGAUCCCCGUCUGUUUUUAAGCACGUAUAAGAAAGAUUAAAGUGUUAUAGAAAUGUUCAUCAGGUCCUAUAAUGUGCGUUUUUGUUUGUAUAAUGCAGGCGCCACAGCUCAGAUGAACGGUCAUCAGUCUGUUCGCUCUCUGCCAUCUGUUCGCCAUGACAUCAACCGUUACCAGAGGGUGGAUGAGCCUCUUCCACCGAGUGAGUGUGUGUUUGUGUGUGUCUCUGAACAUAAGGCCCAGAACACAAAGUACAUUUGUGUGUUUAAAUUCAUGUACUUGAUUGAUUUAUUGAUUUAAAAGGGUUAUGAAGAGUUAAAAAAAACACAAAGGGGGGAUAGCAAAGGUGAGGCUUUUAAAGUGUGACUUCCCUCACAAUCACUUCACUCAAACGUAUUGAAAUCGUUGUGAAAUGCGAGUUGUGAGGAAUGUCAUUUUAAACCCCUGUGUUUUUUUUUGAUGCCCCCUUGUGGACAAAGUAAGUGACACCUUUGUUUUUAAGACGCCAUACCUCUGCCUCUCUCACUGUUACCUGCAGACUGGGAGGCUCGUAUCGACAGCCACGGACGGAUCUUUUAUGUGGACCAUGUAAACAGAACCACUACUUGGCAGCGCCCGACCGCUCCCCCCGCCCCGCAGACCCUGCAGAGGUCCAACUCCAUCCAGCAGAUGGAGCAGCUGAACCGCAGGUCAGGAGAGAGUGAAUACACGCUGCGAGCGCGAACAUGUGCCACGCUUCAAAUUAGCAUGAGAUGUCCUCUUAUCUGCUGAUCAGGGUGUUUGCGUUUCUUCUCGUCAAGAUUGAUCACAUAAGACGUGUUAACAUGUGCGAAAUUUCAAGACCAAGAUUUAUCAAGAUUAGAAGCAUUUGGACAUGAGCAGAGUUGUCUGAUUUCGCUAAAACAACCGCAGAAGAAGAAGAGUUGUAUUUACUAGAGAUGCAUCGAUCCAUUUUUUUCUGAUCCAAUCCAAGACCGAUAUCUGGGCUUAGUUUAUCAGCCGAUAUCCGAUACCGAUCCAAUAAUACUGUUGAAUGAAUGAACUGUAUACCUCGCCCUGUGAGUGAAGGCAUCGGGUUUGACAUUAGCCUUUAAAAACAAAAAAGGUAGCAAAUUAACACAGAUAUAAAUUUACUUAAUGUUAUUUAUUAACAAAUAACAAAUAAGUAAGAGUCUCAUGUAUUAAAAGAAAAAAAAGGCUGGAUCGGCGUCAUCCCUCUGAUAUCCGAUCCAGUUAAUUUGUCAAAUAUCGGAGCAGAUAUCCGAUCCAAAUAUCGGAUCGGUGCAUCCCUAGUAUUUACGCCUGUGCUGUCAACAAACCAACAAACUGACCACAUCCAAUUCAGGAUGCUCCCCUCUGUUAGAUUGGUCACUAGAUGGCGCCCUUGCUCACUUAUUUUACCGUUCUGUCAAAGGUUGCUCUGUGCGUGCAGAUAUGACAUCAUUUCGCUGUAUGUACGCCUUAUUAUGUUAGCGCAGGAGCAGACACGGCACCUGCGGUUGUGUUUAAUGCCAGAGUGUUCAUAAUAAUGAUAAUAAAUCUCCUGUACUGGCCUGAAUAAAUAAACCAAAGGCUAAAGAGUGAAGACCGAGUCAGGUAAGAGAGUCACGAUCGGAAUAAGUGCAGUUCGGAAUAACGAUCGGUAUAAACCACCCCUCUCGAUCGGAAUACAAUUUCUUUCCAAUUGAGCCGAAUUGGAUCAGAGUCUUCCGAUCAACAUGUUUACAUCGGGCGUUUAUUCCGAUUAUUUGUGCCCAUGUAAACGCAGGUAAUGACCUGUUUUUUAAGUGCACUUGAUGAUGCCGUCAGCUGUCCCAAAAUCUGGACGGAUGUUAUCGCGGCACCCUGCACAUGUCCAAAUGUUUAAAACCGGCAAAAAUCUGCGUAUUAAAUUUUCUCUCAGUGGUCAGCAUUUUGCCUUUCCGAUCUGAGUGAUGCAACUAACACCCACAUAUGCGCACACUUGCAGGUAUCAGAGUAUACGAAGGACCAUAACCAAUGACAGCAGGUCAGAGGAGCCGCCGGCCAAUGACCUGUCAACAGAUGAGACAGACAUGCAGCCCUCGAUUCCAGGUAAUGAAGCAGGCUGCAGGUUGUAAAGUAAUUCAUUCAGUUUUUAUUUAUUGCACUUGAUUGUAAUUGUGUGUAAAUUUUUUUUUCAGAACUGCGUAGGGAAAACAGCAUGGCUCAGUCCAGCUCGAGGUCUCGUCUCACGCUCCUGCUCCAGUCUCCCAGCGCCAAGUUCCUCACCAGCCCUGACUUCUUCACUGUGCUGCAUUCCAACCCUGUACGGACACUGAUUUUUUCUUCCUGCACCUCCUCUUUCUUCUCGUUUAGUGCAUGUGUACUUUCUUAGAAUACACUUCAUGGUCUUACGACUGACCUCUGCCGCCUUUUCAUGCAGCCUCUUGACAUUUGGGUUUCAGAGUACCACAGUGGGGUAACUUUCUCCUGUUUUCUCUGGUGGAUGUUUCCUCUCUUCUUUCCUUCAUUCUUCCUCUCACCGCCCGUCUCUCAGAGUGCCUACCGUAUGUUCACCACCAACACGUGUCUGAAGCAUAUGAUCAGUAAGGUUCGUCGGGAUGCUCACCACUUUGAGCGCUACCAGCACAACAGGGACCUGGUGGCCUUCCUCAACAUGUUCGCCAACAAACAGCUGGAGCUGCCCAGAGGCUGGGAGAUGAAGCACGACCACACCGGCAAGGUGGGACCAACACCGACACCAACCAGGGACUCAGAUCGUGGUGUACAUUCAGGAACUUAAAAUUCCAAAUAUACUUGUUUUUACAGCCUUUCUUUGUGGACCACAACUGCCGCGCCACCACCUUCAUCGACCCCCGGCUGCCCCUCCAGAGCACCCGACCGCCAAGCCUCCUCGCUCACCGUCAACACCUGACCCGCCAACGCAGCCACAGCGCCGGGGAGGUCAGCCCUCGACGAAUGGUAAGACACGCAAGAGUCUGGUGCACUUUUUUUCUUAAAACCAGAAAGUAAAAAUUUGUUUCACCUCGCUCUGUAGGUGGGUGAAGACCCCAGACACGCCGGCCCGCCAGUCCUGCCGCGGCCUUCUAGUACCUUCAGCUCCGCCAGCAGAGGGCAGUGCCAAGACAUGGUGCCAGUGGGUGAGUCUGUGCACCGACACCGUAACAGACACACACCUUUACACCUUUACAGACGGUUAAAUCCUACAUGAAUGCGUCUUCUUCUUGCUCUAGCUUACAACGACAAGAUCGUGGCGUUUCUACGGCAACCAAACAUCUUUGAGAUUUUGCAGGAGAGGCAGCCAGACCUCAGCAGGAACCAUUCACUCAGGUACGCACACGAGGGCGCAAACAGGUGUGGAAAAGGCGAAUGUUUUGCUUCAGAGAACAGCAUCUCUCUGAGUCUAUUGUUGCUAUGACAACAGGGAGAAGGUGCAACUGAUCCGCACAGAUGGAGGGUCUGGAUUGGCUCGGCUGUCAGGCGAUGCUGACCUUGUCAUGCUGCUAAGGUAAGACUUUGCCUUUUGACAGAUUUUCCCGUGUUUGCUCAGGAUUUCAUCUUCACACCGUUGAGUUAAUUCUGUUUUUUAAAGUCUUCCUCGCUCUUCCUCACAUCCUCUCUCUCUCUCUGACUUUCUCUGUGCAGUCUGUUCGAAGAUGAAGUGAUGUCUUACGUGCCUCCUCACGCCUUACUUCACCCCAGCUACUGUCAGUCCCCUCGGGGGUCACCUGUCUCCUCACCCCAGAACUCACCCGGUAAGAAUGAAAAGUAGCUAAAAUUAAAGAGGAGGACAGAACAAAUAUAUUCCCAUAUUUGUUAUAACUUAUACAUAAUGACUCCCUGCUUUCCUCUCUCCAUCAUCUGUAGGUACUCAGAGAGCAAAUGCCAGAGCCCCGGCGCCCUACAAGAGAGACUUUGAGGCCAAACUUCGCAACUUUUACAGGAAACUGGAAACUAAAGGCUACGGCCAAGGACCAGGGAAGUUAAAGUAAGUGGACUGAGUUUGUCCGAUAAAACCGCCCUCUCUUCUGUGCUCCUUCGCUCAUAACAUCUGUACUCGUAGGUUGAUCAUCCGCCGUGAUCACCUGCUUGAAGACGCCUUCAACCAGAUCAUGUGUUACUCCCGUAAAGACCUGCAGCGCAGCAAGCUCUACGUCAGCUUUGUCGGGGAGGAGGGGUGAGUUCAAGAGAAAUGACGUGUGCGUACUGCAGCCCUGCUCAUUUUUUAAACAUCUCUAUGUGUGUGUGUGUUUACAUCACAGGUUAGACUACAGCGGACCUUCCAGAGAGUUCUUCUUCCUGGUUUCUAGAGAGCUCUUCAACCCUUAUUAUGGUCUGUUUGAGUACUCCGCCAACGACACGUACACCGUCCAGAUCAGCCCCAUGUCGGCCUUCGUAGACAAUCACCACGAAUGGUGAGCCGGACAGAGAAGCUCAGACAGGAUGCUGAAUGUCCUGAUGACUUUUCUGCGUUUUAACACGUGUGUCUUUGUGUCUUUCAGGUUCAGGUUCAGCGGUCGUAUUCUGGGUUUGGCUCUGAUCCAUCAGUACCUGUUGGACGCCUUCUUCACGCGACCCUUUUAUAAAGGCCUCCUGCGCAUGUGCGUACAGAGGCUUCAUGUUUGUCAGCUCACUUCACGGUCGUCUCUUCCUGCAUGUUUACGCUUUCUCAUUUUCCACCCUGCAGCCCCUGUGACCUGAGUGACCUGGAGUAUCUGGACGAGGAGUUUCAUCAGUCGCUUCAGUGGAUGAAGGAUAACGACAUCGAGGACAUGCUGGACCUCACCUUCACCGUCAAUGAGGAAGUCUUUGGACAGGUUGGAUCUUUAAGAUGUAGACCGUCUGACGAUUAAUGCAACCGAGUCCCAGAGUCUUGGAGUUAAGUCUUCAUGUGCGUUCCCACAGAUUACAGAAAGGGAGCUGAAGCCCGGCGGAGCCAACAUUCCCGUCUCCGAGAAGAACAAGAAGGAAUACAUCGAGCGGAUGGUGAAGUGGAGGAUAGAGCGAGGGGUGGUGCAGCAGACAGAGAGCCUGGUCCGAGGUUUUUACGAGGUGGUGGACGCUCGGCUGGUGUCGGUGUUUGACGCCAGAGAGCUGGAGCUGGUGAUCGCCGGCACGGCUGAAAUCGAUUUAUCAGACUGGAGGAACAACACGGAGUACAGAGGAGGUGAGAGAAAGCGAGAGAGAGGUUCAGAUCGCUCUGUGUUUCUGUUUGUUCGCUGUCCGUGUGACAUGAGAGUAAUGUGUUGUUUUAAAGGUUACCACGACAACCACAUAGUGAUCCGGUGGUUCUGGGCAGCGGUGGAGAGGUUCAACAACGAGCAGAGACUGCGGCUCCUGCAGGUAGAUUUGAGUUUCAACCCACUGAGCAUUUUUUUCGUCUAAAAAAGGUCUAAUAGACGUCUAAAUGUAGCCGAGACGACUGGUUUGAAAUCAGGCUACUACAGGUCUAAAAAUGAAGGUUUUUAGACGUCUAGAUUUAGAUUAAGUUUAGGCUCAAUCUAAAUCUGGGCUAUAUCUAUACUACACUGUAUAUUGCUCAAUGGCUAUCAUAAUUAUAUUGGUUAAAUACUUGGAGAUCACAUGUCUCUUUUUGAAAUAAAUAGUUAUCGAAUUAUGGGUUAAAGUGCAACGUCUAAAUUCUGUCUAAAAAUAUACAGAAUCUAGACGGUUGAAAUUAGGUCUAAAAUAACUAGACGUCUAAUAGCCGUCUUUUGCUCAGUGGGAAACUUUAGCAUUAGUACAACAUCGUCUUUUCUGUCCCUCCCACUCUCUUUCUCUUCCUCCUCAGUUUGUGACCGGGACCUCCAGCAUUCCCUACGAGGGCUUCGCCUCUCUGAGAGGCAGCAACGGGCCGCGCAGAUUCUGUGUGGAGAAGUGGGGGAAGGUCACCUCGCUGCCUAGGUGAACACAGAUCUUACACUGUAUUGUUUAGUGUGACAUUUCCUGGAAACCCUUGAUAGAUCGCCAAAAUGGGAAGCUUUUUAACACUUUUUAUCCCAUAGAGAUACUCGGUAUAGUUCCAGAGAAACUAUAAACAAUAUUAAUGGAGUCACACAGGAUUGCGGCAAUCCAGUGGAGUUCUAAGUGUUAGUAAAAUGUUGAACUAACCUCUAGUUUCUUUAGUUUUUAAUACGGAUGUUUUAAAACUGGCAGUUAAAAAAAUACAAAAAAAAAAAUCGUGAUAAUAGACCUUUUUCACAGUACGCGGAAGUGAGCAUUCUGCUCACUUCCGGUGUUAGCGUGUGGUGGAGCCACUUAGCAUCGCCCAUAGACGGCCAUUCAUUUUUCACGAUAUUAACAAGCUCGCGACUCGUUUUUUUAAAGGUAAUGUAAAAUUUUAUGCUUUGUGCUGUUUUACUAACUCCUGUUCUUCAUAAUACUGUCCGGAUUUUGUACUUUACUUUUCGGUAAUUAUGUUUAAUAGGUCAUUACUGAAGAGCAAUGGUUACCAUCAUCAGAAAAUUUCCAGACCUAUUAAACAUAAUUCCCGAAAAGUAAAGUACAAAAUCCGGACAGUAUUGUGAAGAACAGGAGUUAGUAAAACAGCACAAAGCAUAAAAUUUUACAUUAUCUUUAAAAAAAAAAAAACGAGUCGCGAGCUUGUUAAUAUCGUGAAAAAUGAAUGGCCGUCUAUGGGCGAUGCUAAGUGGCUCCACCACACGCUAACACCUGCGUACUGUGAAAAAGGUCUAUAAUCGAGAUCGGAUGAUAUGACAAGAUGUAUCGUAAUCAUUUUUUACUGCCAAAUCGCCCAGUCCUAAUAUCAGGUAUCAAACCAUAGCAUAUCAUAUACUGUUUUUUAUAGUGUUUUUAAUUAGAUAGUAUUGUAUCCUCUAUUGUAUCACAUUAUAUAGCAAAGUAAAGUAUGCAAUUGAACGUGAUCAUUCUCUAACCCACCUGAAUGCAUCACUUGUCAAAAUGUUCUUUCCAGAGCACACACCUGCUUCAACCGGCUGGACUUGCCCCCGUACCCGUCCUUCUCCAUGCUGUACGAGAAGAUGCUGACGGCCGUGGAGGAGACCAGCACUUUCGGGCUUGAAUGAGACCCUUUCUUUGUGCAACCAUGUCCUCCCAAUCCAACCUCUCGAGAACCAGUGGGUUCUAAAAGCUGGAUCGAACAGAUUUGUUUAUUGUAAUUUAUAACGGGCUCUAUUUUAUAACAGAGGCUCAAAAGGACCUUUGAACCACGAAGCUGCACUCUGACUUUUUAAAACGCCCUCUGUGAAGAGGUGGACGUUUACUCUGUCGCACUUGCACGUGUUUCGCACCUACUUAGUAACACACGCUUUCACCUGUGUGAUCUGACGACUGAAGACCCGCACUGCCUUUCUGGACCAGAAUCCUAACUGCCAGGAUUUGAUUAACGAGAGAUCUUUUUUAUCCCCGACUAUUCCUUUGAUACCAGGAAGUUUAGGUUUAAGAUCAAACAAGAAGCAACCACUGCCUUCACUGCAAAAACUGACGGCCUAUUCGAUUUCUAAUUCUGAUGGACCUCUGAGGAAGACCAGGAACUGCAAGCUUCAUCUCCCUGCAGUGCAGUGCCUCCUUGUGGCCUGUCGUAGUAACUGCACUAGAGGAUGUAGUUGGUAGAGCAGUUGUUUCCUAGCAACUCUGGUUGGGUUUGUGCGUUUUUUUUCUUCUCAAACCCAAACAAAAGCUUUGGUAUUGUCAAGUAUUUUACUCUAAAAAAAGUGGGUUUUCUAAUAACGUGGCAGUGACAUGUUGUGAUUUGAAUGUAACUUUCUGAUGUUGAUAGUGUGGGAGAUAUUUGAACCAAUUUGCAAAAAAGAAAAAGGAAAAAAAACUCGCCACCACUUACUUUUGUUGAGUAAAUGAAGUUACAGUGUGCAACUGUAUCUUCAGAAUUUAAAGUCCCUUACACAUGAUCGGUUUACGUGUGAAAACUUUAUAUAUCGAGACAAAAAGAGAUUAAAUGUCCACACACACACGUGAAAAUGAGAGCCACUUCUGCAGGUAAAGAUCUAAGGCACACAUGCAUGCUCCUGUUUUAUCAAAUUCAGCUUUUCUUACCUCCUGAACUCUCACUAUAACUUAAGAUCUUAGUUUGAAUUUAUGUUUUGCUUUAAAGGAGCUCAGAAAAUGAAAAUACUGAUCAUCUGACAACGCAGCUCUAAAAGCAGGUUUAUCCACUCUUAAAAAUAUUGAAAUGUUCGACUUCACACUCCCCAAAUUUGAGUGAAUCAAAAGUUUGAGCUCUAAGUCCGGUGUGGCUACUCUUAUUUCAGUUUCUGACUUUAAAGUGUUAAAAGAAUAUUCAAAAUGUUAUUAAAAGUGAUUUUUUUAAAGUGUCAAAAUCGAUCAAAUACAAGGACAGUGUCAGUCAUAAAGUUCAACAGUGUCUCUGCAGUAUUUGUUCUGUUAUUAUAUUGCAUUUUUAUAUGUUAUUGGCUUUUUUCACCUUCUGCACCAUUGUUUUCACAUUUCUUUGCUGAGUUCACUCUCACAUCGGCUGCUCAUGUGUCCGUUUUGUGUGGCUUAUUUCAACGACACAUGCUGUAUGUAAAUUCCUCUCUUUCGAACCCUUCCACUUAGAUUUGCACAGCCAUCUUUACAAUAUGGAAGAAUUCAUCCUAAUGCUGUCGAUUUGAUCACAAUGUUUGGUGACGUUCACAUGGAGCGCUUAAAGCUGACUGAGAAACAAAGAGUCCUCUGAACAGAAGAGCAUGAAAAUUUUUAUAUAUGCAGAGAAAUCCACCCAUCCAUCCCCUCCUGCACUAUGAAUGUGAGCACACCUUGAAUAUAAAGCUAUCCACACGGGGGCCUGCAACACAUAAAAAGUGAAGUGGAUUUUCUGAGCUGAUACAAACCCCCUUAUGCUUCUUUUUUUUUUUAAUUUGGAUGCCCAUUUUUGCUCGUUAUCGAGCUACAAAUGCAUUUUAAAAAAGGGUUUUGACAGUUUUCCCUGUUUACACUUUUGGAGAAUGUACUCCAUGAGGUUAUUUCUGUUCUAGAUGAAGUUAAAACUUGGAUAUGAUCUCUGACAUUUUCAUGUAUGCGUCCAGAUGGAUUCAAAUGCUAAUAUUUAUGAUUACCUUCACUAAAUGCACUGCCCUCUGUUUGUCGAACAAGAAUGUACCAAAGUUUUAAGCGCAAGCCGACUGCCUCACAUCUAACAAACCAACCACUCUUUCUGUACAGUCCACCUCACUUUUAGAAAUGAAUGUUUGUCAGCACUCCUCUGGAAUAAAAUGUCAUUUCGCUAUGCAA